This is a messenger RNA of Phodopus roborovskii (desert hamster), 743 nucleotides long. RefSeq names its product spermatogenesis associated serine rich 1 (gene Spats1). The coding region runs from base 1 to 624 and encodes 207 amino acids. Lineage: Eukaryota; Metazoa; Chordata; Mammalia; Rodentia; Cricetidae. The transcript has 6 exons. The record is from RefSeq and is a predicted model, not a curated record.
AUGGGUCAGAAGUCUUCCUCCUCUUCCUCCUCCUCUUCCUCUGCACAGUCUAAUCGUUCCUCUCAAGUUUCACUGCCUAGACUCCAGAAGGAAACAUAUCCUGAGGAACUCAGCCUGCUUAAGUCACAGACAAAAGACGGGCAUCGUCCUGAGUGGACAUUUUACCCAAGGUUUAGCAGCAAUAUCCACACCUACCACGUUGGAAAGCAAUGCUUCUUCCAUGGGGUCUUCCGGGGCAACAGGAGGUCUGUGGCAGAGAGGACAGUGGACAAGAGCCUUGGGAGGAAGAAAUAUGACAUUGAUCCCAGAAAUGGAAUCCCAAAGCUAACUCCGGGGGAUAAUCCGUACAUGUUCCCAGAGCAGAGUUCAGAGUUCUUCAAAGCGGGAGCAACCCUGCCGCCCGCCAACUUCUCACUGGUUCCUUAUGAGAAAAAAUUCGAUACGUUUAUCCCGCUGGAGCCACUUCCACAAAUUCCCAACUUGCCUUUCUUGGAGAAGGAGAAGGCCAUCAACUUGAAGAAUGAGAUAAAAGAAGUCCAGGACCUGGACAACUGGCAGGCAUCGUCACCCUUCCUACAAAGUUUUUUCUCCUCUGGUAUUUUCAACUUUCCGAGACAUCCCUGAGCAGAAAUGAGCCCCCAGGCAUGCACUGACUGACCUCCAUCCAGCCUCUGCCAGUGCUGGGUUUUUCUGUUGUUUGUUUUUGACAUUGUCUCUGCCCUAAACCAUUUAUUUGACUCUAA